UCCGCUCCAGCGCUGCAGGCACCUGGGGCUGGGUUUGUUCGCGGCUCUAUUGCUAUCGCAACGGGAGCUUCGUGUCGCAGGAGAGGGACGCGCAGGUCCCGCCAGCCAGAGCGCGCAGCUCCCUUGCCUGCAGCCGGGGCUUCCCCUGCGUCCUUGUCUGGUGCUGGCCGAGCAGGCCUGGCAGAGGGCGCUGCCCCUCCCUGGGAGCCGCUGGAGGAGGAUGCGCUCAGAGCCGCGCCAUGGGGAGCUCGGUGAGGAAGGGCAAAGCGGUGCUGCCGGCAGAACAGGCUGCCCGCCCGAGCAGGGAGCAGCCCCACCGAGCAGCGUACUUCCUGGGCACAGACGCUGUCUCUGGUAUCCCCAUCUCUCCGCAGACAAGCUGGAGGAUGCAUUUAUCCCAUUGCUGUGUUCGGGCAAGAUCUGUUCAGCAACAGAAGAUUAUCACCAUGAAGCUCAGACUGCAAACAAUGGACAAGCCAUUACAGCUUCCUGCAAAAAUAAAGAUACAGACCUGCAGUUUAAAAUACAGGCCUACAUAGAUAAAAACACUGUUAUGAUCUUCAGUAACACAGCGUGCAGUCUGUCUGCUAAGGUGAAGGAGCUGUUCAAAUCCAUGAGUGUUCCCUACUGUUCACUUGAGCUAGACCAGACAGGUGAGGCUCUUUUGCAGUUGAGUUUUUUGUAUGCAAAUAAAUAUACUGAAAGUCUGCAAGCACCACAGUCUUUCUUAAUAUUUCCUGUGACUACUUCCUCAUUGGCUGUAUCUGCAAACAAUGAGAUUGCUGUUCUUCCUUGUAGUCUAAAGAUGAACUUUUUUUGUAUCUCUUCCUCAUGGGGAGCAUAGAUGUUCUUUUAAAACAGGUGAAACAUUUCCUCACCUGCCUCCUCAGAACUGCCUAACAUGUUAAAGCUACAGUCCCAAAGGGGAUUCACUGCUGUUGUGUGUUUCAUUCUGCUAUAGCUAUGGCUGGGAUUUACAGGAUGGUGUCGGAAAAUGAUAGUGAUGCUCCCUUCCUCCUAUACUGCUUUUUAUUUAACGUUUUAGCCCCUAUGUGAAAAGGUGAGAUGGUAGUGAACUUGCUUUUAUAUGUACAGGGCUUCUCAAACACAUUAAACACAAGUAACUAAAUGGAGAGGUGAGACUGUAAGUUCAUGUAACAAGCACCUUCAUCCAUACCUACAGGGCUUGCUUCUGAUCUCACUUAUGAUAUUACAGUAACGCAACUCCUCUGACUUCAAUGGGUUAUUCCUGGCUUACACUGAUGUCAGUGAGAGGCGUAUAAAGUCCCUUGUGUGUACAUUACACCCAUUUAGAUUAUCUUUGACUAACCAACUUGCUCACUUUGGCACAGCCGACGAUUGAACCCUGACUGUGGAGGCAAAUGUGGCUCUAAAUCACUUUCAUGCUUCCUCUGGUCUCAGCAGAGCCAGAGGUUGGGUCAUCCCCCUGACAUAAGAUAGACUAUCCACAGGGCUACUCUCAUUUAUGGUAGUUUAGGCUACAAUGGUCCUUUGACCAGGGAUCAGUGCAGUGUCACCCAAGCCAGCCCUGACCCAUCUCCUGCAAUAGGGUUGAGGGAUGGCAGAAGCUACUGGCAUAAAGCCAACAUAGCUGCCCUCUGCAACAGCACAAAGAGCAAUUGUUGGAGCCAUGAUCUAGUCUUACGGUUUAC
Chrysemys picta bellii (western painted turtle) is the source of this 1673-nucleotide messenger RNA. Lineage: Eukaryota; Metazoa; Chordata; Testudines; Emydidae. The record is from RefSeq and is a predicted model, not a curated record.